Penicillium longicatenatum is the source of this 1968-nucleotide messenger RNA. RefSeq names its product AAA family ATPase CDC6. NCBI's taxonomy places the organism in Eukaryota, Fungi, Ascomycota, Eurotiomycetes, Eurotiales, Aspergillaceae. Gene Ontology annotation, biological process: cell division; DNA replication initiation; mitotic DNA replication checkpoint signaling. Gene Ontology annotation, molecular function: DNA replication origin binding; ATP hydrolysis activity; ATP binding. The coding region runs from base 1 to 1968 and encodes 655 amino acids. Gene Ontology annotation, cellular component: nucleus. The record is from RefSeq and is a predicted model, not a curated record. The transcript has 3 exons.
AUGGCAACUACGGUUCUCGGAAAACGCACCCGAAGUGCUGUAGAAGCGGAAGCGCUUCCUGUGCGCACCGCGAGCAAGCGCAGAACUGUUGCACCCCGGGUCCAACGUGAGACCGCCACUGCACCUCGUCGGACUCGCUCAACUCGCCUCGCUGCAAAGAACCAGGAUGCAGAGCAACCGGUGGACCAGGAGAAUGGGGAUGCCAUCAAUAAGAUCUCGGAAAAAGCGCAUUCAAAACACACACUGCGCGAUGAUCAGGGUGGGUCUCCGACAAAGAUCAAGUCUCAUUUCCGCACCUCGAAGCUCGUGGAGGAUGAGAAACCUGAGAUCCCCGAAAAGCUUGAGAAGCUCGAAGUACCCGCCCCGGUCGAAUUCAAGACCCCGCAAAAGAAUCGAUUUCGAGAUGCGAUCCAAAAUUCCCCGGUUACACCUCGCCACCGUGUGCAGGUAGGAGCCAGGUCUGUGACUCCGCGGACCCCUCGACACGCCGACCUUCCCCCCACUCCUCGUCAAAGUGCCACUCCGACAACAACACAGACCGUUUAUUCGCAAGCCCGACAGCUCUUCGCUCGUGGCGCCACUUCUGGUCGCCUCGUUGGGCGAGAGUCAGAGCGUGAGAAGGUCUCGACUUUCAUUGAGGAUUGUGUUGAGUCUCAAAAAGGUGGCUGUCUCUACAUCAGUGGACCUCCUGGUACGGGCAAAAGCGCCAUGGUCAAUGAAGUAUGCCAGGACAUGGACCUCUCCAAUGUCAAGGUUUCUCAUGUCAACUGUGUGAGCAUGCGUAACUCUCGUGAUGUAUACAGUAAACUCAUCCAAGAUUUUUGUGAUGAAUCGGAGGUUUUCAAAAAGAGCGAGGCCGACCGAAUCAAGGAUAUGUUCAUCCCAACGAAGGCGAAUGGUCUGUAUUUGGUUAGUCUGGAUGAGAUGGAUCAUUUGCUCCAAGGCGAUUCCGGAGUAUUGCAAUCUUUGUUUGAGUGGUCUUUGCAUAACAAUUCUACUCUGAUUCUCAUCGGUAUUGCCAACGCCUUGGAUUUGACAGACCGGUCUCUCCCACAAUUGAAAGCAAAGAAUUUGAGGCCGACACUACUUCCAUUCUUGCCUUACAAUGCAGCUUCAAUUGCCGGUGUGAUUACUGCUCGCCUUCGAUCAUUGCUUCCCACGGAUUCAGCUGAUUCUGAUCCCAAAUUCGUUCCUUUCUUGCAGCCGGCGGCAAUUCAGCUCUGCGCAAAGAAAGUUGCUUCGCAAACAGGCGACCUUCGCAAGGCGUUUGAGUUGAUCAAGCGCGCAAUUGAUGUCAUUGAGCAAGAAACUAUCCAGAAAUUGGAGAAGCAACUUGCUGAAACAAAGAUGUCUGUUCUAGCAGAAAAUGAAAAUCUCUCUUCGCCCUCAAAGUCAGGCGCUGCUCCUCGGCCGACAACCAUGUCCAGCUACACACCGUUGACAGCGCCUCGCGCUAGCAUUGCCCACAUUGCCCGAAUCACGACCUCUGCUUUUGGGCAAGGUACUGUGCAAAGACUAAAGAAUAUCAAUCUGCAGCAGAAGGCUGCUAUCUGCACAUUGAUCGCACUCGAGCGCAAGCGUCGUGAGAUGGACAUUCACAGCACGCCCUCCAAGAAUCGAUCCUCUGCCCCGACAGUGAAGCAGGCCUUUGACACAUAUUGUACGCUUUGUCGAAAUGACAACAUCCUCCACCCCUUGACAGCCACAGAGUUUAAGGACGUCCUGAGCAACUUGGAAACCAUGGGCCUUGUAGGCGAGUACCAAGGCCGUGGCCGUGGCGGAACAGUCGCUGGUGGCUCUGAUGUUCGCCGCACACCUUCCAAGUCCGGAAACGUGAUGUCAACCCCUCACAAGGCCAUGAACGAACAAGGUCUGAUCUGCUUCGUGUCCCAGUCAGAAAUCGAAGGCCAAAUUGCCGGACCUGGUGAAGGUAUUCUGAGGCGGUUGCUCCGUGGCGAUGGACUGUGA